CCCGGUCAUGGCGGCGCCCCUCAGCGUCCUCGGCCGCGUGGAGUGCCCGGUGACCCGGGCCCGCUUCUGCCGCCUUCAGCUCCCGCACCAGGUGGUGGACACCCCGGUCUUCAUGCCGGUCGGCACCCAGGGCACGCUGAAGGGGAUCGCGGUGCCGCAGCUGGAGGCGCUCGGGUGUCAGAUCUGCCUGGGCAACACCUACCACCUGGGCAUGCGGCCGGGCCCGGAUUUGAUCGCAAAAGCAAAUGGGCUGCAUGGAUUCAUGAACUGGAAAAGAGCAUUGCUGACGGACAGCGGUGGAUUCCAAAUGGUGUCUUUGGUGGAGUUGGCAGAAGUCACGGAAGAAGGGGUGCGCUUUUGUUCCCCUUAUGAUGGGAAGGAGAUUCUACUGUCACCAGAGAAGUCGAUUGAAAUUCAGAAUGCACUAGGUUCAGACAUCAUGAUGCAGUUGGACGAUGUCGUGAGCAGUACCGUGACUGGUCCCAGAGUGGAAGAAGCCAUGUUCAGGUCUAUCCGCUGGUUGGAUCGCUGCAUUGCAGCAAACAAGAAUCCCAAGCAGCAGAACCUGUUUGCAAUAAUUCAGGGUGGCCUGGAUGCUGAACUCCGCAAGAAAUGUCUGGAAGAGAUGAUCAAACGUGAUAUCCCUGGUUUUGCUAUCGGAGGACUGAGUGGUGGCGAGGAGAAGGACCAUUUCUGGAGAAUGGUGUUGCUUAGCACAGACUACCUGCCACAGGAGAAGCCGCGAUACUUGAUGGGAGUGGGGUAUGCAACGGACCUCGUGGUUUGUGUGGCUCUCGGCUGUGAUAUGUUUGAUUGUGUGUUCCCCACACGAACAGCGCGGUUUGGAUCAGCACUUGUCCCCUGGGGAUCUCUGCAGCUGAAAAACAGACAAUAUGCCAAGGAUUUUAAGCCUAUUGAUGAGGACUGCACCUGUCCUACAUGCAAGAGGUAUACACGAGCAUAUCUCCACGCCUUAUUCAAGAGUGAUACAGCUGCCCUCCACCACAUCACAAUCCACAAUGUCGCCUACCAGUUGAAUCUGAUGAGCUCGAUCCGUGACAGCAUUCAACAAAAGAGAUUCCCGGCCUUUAUUCAGCAGUUCAUGAAGAGGAUGUAUGGAAGUGCAGAUAAAUACCCACGCUGGGCUGUAGAAGCACUCAGUGCUGUCAAUGUUAGAUUGGACUAGAAGCUGUGAAAGCAGGAAGCCCCAACUUGCUGAGAAAGUUACGGGCUGCCCGAGAGGUAUCCAAGCAUACGUGGUGCUGCAUUUGCUCAUGUCUUAUCAGAAUCUAUGUAAUAUUUUUAAGCAAUAAAUUCAGUUUUUUACAAAAAUAAAAAGCAUUU
Messenger RNA from Mobula hypostoma (lesser devil ray), 1344 nucleotides. It is a transcript of the gene qtrt1, whose product is annotated as queuine tRNA-ribosyltransferase 1. Bases 8 to 1186 code for a protein of 392 amino acids. The transcript has 10 exons. Gene Ontology annotation, cellular component: cytosol. The record is from RefSeq and is a predicted model, not a curated record. Gene Ontology annotation, molecular function: tRNA-guanosine(34) queuine transglycosylase activity. Lineage: Eukaryota; Metazoa; Chordata; Chondrichthyes; Myliobatiformes; Myliobatidae.